Molecule: messenger RNA, 1273 nt
Organism: Tigriopus californicus
Lineage: Eukaryota; Metazoa; Arthropoda; Copepoda; Harpacticoida; Harpacticidae
Exons: 4
Coding region: 338-892 (184 amino acids)
Source: RefSeq, a predicted model, not a curated record
CUUCAUCUUACAUUGAUAAGCCUUCCUUCGUAGUCCAUAUCUCCCUUCCUUUUUGUCCCUCUUGCGCUCAAAUUGGUUCCAUAGCUACGAGUAUGGCUACAAUGUAGAGUAGCUAGUCUUUGGAAGUGCGUCACCUCAGUUCUUCCGAAGUUCCUCCAACAUUGCUGGAACGGGUCGGCGCUGCUCACAUCGCCAAGCGGAUCUUGAGAUCAAUGCAUGGCUCACAUCGUUGGUAUAAAAGGCCCUUGGUACUCCCGAGAUGACACGCACUUGAUCUUGGAAAGACUGGUCCUUCACAGCUAUUCACUUGAAACCCAUCCAACCCCUUCAAAUCGUCAUGAUUCGGAACCUGUGGAUCCUCUUCGGACUUGCCCUGGUUGCAGUCUUUUGUUUCCUAAGUGAGACCGCCCAAGCCCGCCCCUCGGCCGGGGAGGCAUUUGACCAAGAGGACGAGAUGUCAGACGCCCUCAAAUAUCUGGAGGAGCUGGACAAGCACUACGCCAAAUUGGCCCGUCCCAGCUAUGAUAUAGACUUGACAGCUCCCGCAUCCUACGAGUUCAAGUCGUCCUCGGGCAUGCAGUCAUCCCCGGACGGUUCGGCCUCGGGCCGUUUGGGUGCCGCGGUCAAGAGCUUCCGCAACCGACACCCUUCUCUAUCCAAGGAGGUGGCCGAUUCUGCCAUGGUUCUGCUCAGUCCUCUCUUCCGCCCUUCUCGCCGCUCUGCCGGAGGUGACCCGCGAGGAUCGGGCGAGGUUCAGCGACGUGGAUUGGAUAAGGUCAAGGCUCUGCAAAUGAUUGACUCCGACUUGGCCCAUAUGUCCAGACCCAGAUUCGGUAAACGAUCCGGCAUGUCUGAGCCUUUGAUGUCGAUGUAUGACCGAUAUGACAAAUAAAUGCUGAUGGUAAUUAGCGGUCAACAACCAAUCGAACAACAACGACAACAACAAUAAAAACCGAUGCUUAUUUGCCCCUCUGCCCUGACAAUGAUCUUGAUUAACAACAGCAUGUUAUUCACCAAAUGAAGCCCCCAACAUACUGUGUAUUUUUGAGUGCGAUAUACACCAAAAACCACCCAUCACCAGUUUCUGCAACCAUCAUGAACCACCAACCAAGAAGGUCGUCUCUGUUCAUCAACCUCCAUAAUUGGCUCCUCCGUUUCCAAUUCUCUCCUAUCAUUUCGGCUCCAGGUCCAUUUGGUCCUGUUUAUCAUGCGUUGUUAUUUAUGAAUGAACCACGUAAUAUAUUCAUAUUGUUAAUAGCUUGAUCUAGAAGAA